Molecule: messenger RNA, 1617 nt
Organism: Opisthocomus hoazin
Lineage: Eukaryota; Metazoa; Chordata; Aves; Opisthocomiformes; Opisthocomidae
Source: RefSeq, a predicted model, not a curated record
AUGGCAAAGAAGGUGGCCAUCAUCGGAGGAGGCAGCAGUGGGCUCUGCGCCAUCAAAGCCUGCCUGCAAGAGGGGCUGGAGCCCGUCUGCUUCGAGAGGACCAGGGACAUUGGAGGGCUCUGGAGAUUUGAGGAGCUCCCCGAGGAGGGCCGCGCCAGCAUCUACCGCUCCGUCAUCAUCAACACCUCCAAGGAGAUGAUGUGCUUCAGCGACUUCCCCAUCCCCGAGGAUUUCCCCAACUACAUGCACAACUCCAAGAUCAUGGAGUACUUCCGCAUGUACGCCCGGCGCUUCCCCCAGCGCCUGGCAUCGGACAGGAACCACAGGAAGAUUUUGGGAUGGGAGCAUGGAGGUCUCCACUUGGGAGCACUCCUCCGCUGCUCGGGAGGGCACCAGGAAGCCAAGCAUCCCUCCUCCCUGUCCGCAGGCAUCGACAAGUUCAAGGGCCGCUACCUCCACAGCCGAGACUACAAGGAUGCCCAGGAUUUCACGGACAAGAGGGUUGUUGUCAUCGGGAUUGGGAAUUCAGGGUCGGACCUAGCCGUGGAGAUCAGCCACACAGCCAAGCAAGUCUUCCUCAGCACACGCCGGGGCGCGUGGGUCCUCAACCGCGUUGGAGAUCGGGGCUACCCCUUUGAUGUCGUCCUCACUACCCGCAUGAAGACGUUCCUGCAGAAGAUGGUGACCACGUCCAUGGUGAAUGCCUUUGUAGAGAAGCAGCUGAACGCCAGGUUUGACCACUCGCACUACGGCCUGAAGCCAAAGCACAGGGCCCUUGACCAGCACCCGACCAUCAACGACGACCUGCCCAACCGCAUCAUUUCGGGACGGGUGCUGGUGAAGCCGAACGUCCAGGAGUUCACGGAGACGUCUGCCAUCUUUGAGGACGGCACCAGGGAAGACAUAGACGCCGUGGUCUUCGCCACGGGAUACAGCUUCUCCUUCCCCUUCCUUGAGGGCUGCGCCAAGGUGGUGGAGAACCAGAUCCCCCUCUACAAAUUCAUGUUCCUUCCCGACCUGGAGAAGCCGACGCUGGCUUUCAUCGGCCUCAUCCAGCCCCUGGGUGCCAUCAUGCCCAUCUCCGAGCUCCAGUGUCGCUGGGCCACCCGCGUCUUCAAGGGGCUGCAGGACCUGCCGCCGUCUGCCGACAUGCUGGCUGACAUCGCGCAAACCAAGGAGAAAAUGGCCGAGCGGUAUGUGAAGAGCCAGCGGCACACCAUCCAGGUGGAUUACAUCCCCUACAUGGACGAGCUCGCCUGCCAAGUGGGGGUCAAGCCCAGCCUGCUCACCCUCUUCCUCACCGACCCCAAGCUGGCGCUGGAGGUGGCCUUCGGGCCCUGCACGCCGUACCAGUACCGCCUGCGGGGCCCGGGCGCGUGGCCGGGCGCCAGGGAGGCCAUCCUCACCCAGCGCCAGCGUAUCAUCAAGCCCCUGCAAACCAGAGCCGGGGACCGCCCUCGAGUCGUCAUCAUCGGGGCUGGCGCCUCUGGCCUGUGCGCCCUGAAAUGCUGCCUGGAUGAGGGGCUGGCGCCCACCUGCUUCGAGAGGAGCGGGGACAUCGGGGGGCUCUGGCGCUUUGAGGGGAUGGGUCUGAAGAGCCUGACUGUGGGACUGUGA